Molecule: messenger RNA, 2340 nt
Organism: Tyto alba (common barn owl)
Lineage: Eukaryota; Metazoa; Chordata; Aves; Strigiformes; Tytonidae
Gene: PDCD4
Product: programmed cell death 4
Exons: 12
Coding region: 277-1677 (466 amino acids)
Biological process (GO): negative regulation of DNA-templated transcription
Cellular component (GO): nucleus; cytosol
Source: RefSeq, a predicted model, not a curated record
GAGGGCUUGGCCAGCAUGUGAGAAAGGGAGGGGAGAGUUUGAAAACAACCCAGCAGGCUCUAAGGAAGGAAGGCGGCUAGAAAGUGGCCUGCUCGCCUCCGUGCAAAGCAUUUCGCUCCAGGUGAUCGGCGGCGGGAGGGGUGGAAGCGCAGGAGGGGCCCGGGAGCUGCCGGCGGGUCCCCGCGCAGCGCGGUGGGCGCAGCGGAGGUCGGGGGCGCAGGCCUUGGAGGGAAAACAUAAGACUUUGCAUUUCACGGUCAGUUCUGUUAAGCAACUAUGGAAACAGAAAAGGAGCACAUUCAUAUUACCCCAACAGAACUUGAGAAUCUAAGCGAUGCUCCGUUUUCCGGUGAUGAAGAAAAUGGUGGGUCUGAGGAACGAAAGACUGAAAUCAAUGGAAAUUGGAUUCCUGCAACUUCAAUUACUGAAGCAAAAAUAAAUGCUAAAGCAAAGAGAAGGUUGAGAAAAAAUUCUUCUAGAGAUUCUGGGAGAGGAGACUCUGUUAGUGACAAUGGAGAGACACUGAAGAUUGGAGUUGUACCGACGAGCCCAAAGGGGAAACUCUUGGACAGGCGAUCCAGGUCUGGAAAGGGAAGAGGUCUACCAAAGAAAGGUGGAGCAGGUGGUAAAGGAGUUUGGGGAACACCAGGACAAGUGUAUGAUGUGGAAGAAGUAGAUAUUAAAGAUCCUAAUUAUGAUGAUGACCAGGAGAACUGUGUCUAUGAAACAGUAGUUUUACCUCUGGAUGAAAGAGCAUUUGAAAAAACUUUAACACCAAUUAUCCAGGAGUAUUUUGAACAUGGAGAUACUAAUGAAGUUUCGGAGAUGCUGAAGAAUUUAAACCUCGGUGAAAUGAAAUACAGUGUGCCAGUGCUGGCUGUUUCCUUGGCAUUAGAGGGGAAGGCUAGUCACAGGGAAAUGACAUCUAAGCUUAUUUCCGACCUGUGCGGGACAGUAGUAAGCAAAACUGAUGUGGAAAAAUCGUUUGAUAGAUUGCUUAAAGAACUACCUGAAUUGGUGUUGGAUUCUCCCAGGGCACCACAGUUGGUGGGACAGUUUAUUGCUAGAGCUGUUGGAGAUGGAGUUCUAAGCAGUACCUACAUAGAUGGCUACAAAGGCACAGUGGAUUGCAUCCAAGCUCGAGCUGCGCUGGACCGAGCUACUGUGUUGCUGAGCGUGACAAAGGGUGGAAAGCGUAUAGACAACAUGUGGGGGUCGGGAGGUGGCCAGCAGUCUGUGAAACACCUUGUUAAAGAGAUUGAUAUGUUGCUGAAAGAGUAUUUGCUUUCCGGAGAUGUACUGGAAGCUGAACGUUGCCUUCAGGAACUGGAAGUACCCCAUUUUCACCAUGAACUUGUAUAUGAAGCCGUUGUGAUGGUUUUGGAGUCAACUGGAGAAAAGACCUUUAAAAUGAUACUGGAUUUGUUGAAAUCUCUCUGGGGGUCUUCUGUCAUUACUAUGGACCAAAUGAAAAGAGGCUAUGAACGAGUUUACUGUGAAAUCCCAGAUAUUAACCUGGAUGUGCCACACUCCUAUUCUGUGCUUGAGCGGUUCGUAGAGGAAUGCUUUCAGGCUGGAAUAAUCUCCAAACCACUAAGAGAUCUGUGUCCUUCAAGGGGCAGAAAGCGGUUUGUGAGUGAAGGAGAUGGAGGUCGUCUUAAGCUAGAAAGCUACUGAAUGUGAGAACCAACUCCUGAAGCCUUAAAAGUUUAAAGGGAAAAACAGACAGGUAUCUAUAUAUAUAUACAAACACACAUGCUUUUUUGUGUGUAUGUAUAUAUGUAUACACAUAUAUAAUACACCAAAAUUUUAAGAGUUGCUUAGCACAGUUCAUAUUUUUUUAAAAGCACAUGUUUUGGGUACAAACUUUUUUUUUUAAAUAGUUUUAUAAAUUUCAGAAAGAAAACUUCUUUCUUGGGGCAUAUAGAAGAACAACUGACCACUCUGCUGUGGUGGUGCCUUUGAAAUAAGCUAUCUUUUUAAGUGCCAUAUCUUUAUGACCUAAUCAUUCCAUGUUUGCAUCGAUGUCUGACUGCCGCUUUUUCUUUCAAGGACAGUGUUGUCAUCAUAAAAAUCACUGGUUUAUAUAAAGCUUUAUAGAAGGGUCAAGUUAAGCUGCUGUGAUCCCAUUUCUAUUGCUGCUGAAGAAAUACUGUGCUUUGGGAGGAAAAAUAGUUAUUUCUUUAAAGAGCCCAAGAAAAUGGAGUUGGGUCAUAAGAUUAAUUCAUCCGUUCAAGGGGACAACAGUGGUUGAUUUUAGCCCCCAUGUACCAAACUCGUCUUUUUUUCUAUGUAACAGGAAAAUUCUGGUAAAACAUAUUAAAAAUAUUUUUUUGUGAA